Messenger RNA from Linderina pennispora, 594 nucleotides. RefSeq lists its product as uncharacterized. Lineage: Eukaryota; Fungi; Kickxellomycota; Kickxellomycetes; Kickxellales; Kickxellaceae. Bases 1 to 594 code for a protein of 197 amino acids. Gene Ontology annotation, molecular function: nucleic acid binding. The transcript has a single exon. The record is from RefSeq and is a predicted model, not a curated record.
AUGGCACGGUUCAUUACUCCCGAACGACAAAGAUACUGGCCACAAUAUGUGUCGGCAAUACUUUGGGCUGACCGGAUCACAGUAAGGUCGACGACAGGUCAUUCGCCCUAUUAUCUCGUAUAUGGGACGAACUGCGUUUUGCCGUUUGAUAUCGAAGAGGACACAUGGAUCGGUAUUUAUUGGGAUAAGAUCACGACGAUUGAGGAGCUUCUGACUGCGCGUGCCGCUCAGCUUCUCUAUAGCAGCAGAGUCCGCGAAAAGGCAGGGUUAGGUCUGGACGAUGCUCGCCUGGUAAACAAGGUUUAUUAUGACCGUCGCGCUCGUAUCCGUAAAGAACCAUUAGCAGAAGAUGAUCUGGUGCUACUUUCCAAUACUCGUUGGCGCAAGCGUGUUGCUGAUAAGUUCGUGAACCGUUGGACUGGGCCCUAUCGUAUCGCAGAGGUGUGCGGCCAGAAUGUUUACCGCAUUAAGGAACUCUCGGGAGAUGUUCGCAAGGACAAGAUCUCAGGGAAUAGGCUCAAGCGGUUCUUCAUGCGGUCGAAGUAUUCUCGUCCUGAGGACUUCGAGCCACCCCCGGCCCCUGUCAUGUCGUAA